CCUCACUUAGGUGCACACACGAUCAAGAGAUUGAACAAGAAAUUGAACUCAAAAGGGUGGAAAAUAGAAACAUUAACAAAGUAAAGUCAGUUAACCUGGCUCCCAAUUUGUAGCUUUAAGCAGAUGAUUCAUCUAAGCAAGCAACACAAACCGGAGCCUGCAAAUAAAGAUAUCAAAACUAUUAAAUCCAUUGCAAUUGCCAGAAAUCAUGGCUUCAAGGGGGAAAAGUGAGACAGACAAAUUAAAACACAACUUAGAAGAACAACUUGACAGACUCAUGGCUCAGUUGUCAGAUUUAGAAGAAUGCAAAGAUGAUCUAGAUGAAGAAGAAUAUGAAGAAACAAAGACGGAAACUUUGGAACAACUGAAAGAGUUUGAAAAUACAUUGAAAAAGAUGAUUGCUGGGGAUAUGACACUAGUGGAUCAUUUGAAUAACAUGCAACUGGCAAUCCAAGCAGCUAUAAGCGAAGCAUUCAAAACACCCGAAGUCAUAAAAUUGUUUGCAAAGAAGCAGCCUGGGCAGCUGAGGCAAAGGCUAUCUGAUUUGCAACGUGACCAAAAUCUCGGCAAAAUCUCGCAAGAUGCAUAUAGUCAACAGGCUGUAGAGAUUUUAGCUGCUUUACGAAAACUUGGCGAAUCAUUAACUUCAAAAGAACUCGAUUUCCUGCAAAGAAAUACGAGCCAGGCAUUACAGAGUUUCGAAAAGGUCACGGAGGAGUCAGGUUCAGGAAAGAAUAUGCUUGCUGUCGCUGGAUCACAGGUGGAAAAUGCAGAGAACUAGCAAAAGAUAAAAACUUCACCAGAAAUGUCACACCAUUUGAAUGAUGGGAAAAGUAUUAUUAUUUAUGAUCAAUGCAAUGCAUUAAAUGAAUGAUUUGUAUGCUUGAUUUGUAAUUGGUAAUUUGCAUAAGUAAUGCUAUCCUCUUUUUGUAAAAGUAACAUAGCUUUGUACACUAAUAUUUUCAACUACUAGACUCGAUCUUCUUCCAUCCCUACACCUCUCAUUCUCUCGCUUUUCUUCGCUUUUUCCUUUGUCACUUAUUGCAUCCUUUUAAUGUUUAGAUGUUAAUAUGUAGCCUAAUGCGUUCCCAGUAUUAUGUACUAGGCAAAGAAAUAUUUUGGUUAUUACAUACGGAAUGAAAUAGCUAUUGCCCACCUGAAGUUUGGCAACCGUUUGUCACAUGGAUAAAAGUCUUUUUCUUCUUAGAUUCUCUGCACCUAAGAAGUAUUGCGAAGAAAUAACGUUAAUGAAAUUGCUGGCUUUAAUAGGAUAUUUGACACCCUAGGAAAGUAACGGCUUAUGGAAAAUUAUUAAGCAAUUUAUAAACUCGAUGUCUCGCCAAAAUUUCACUUUCCAGCGACAAUAAAGAGUGCAAAAAACAGAAUAUGCACUUUUGUAUAAUUUUACGAUAUUAGUUUAUGACAUAUAUUAAACUUCUGAUGGCUUUCAAUGCACUAGCAAUAAUUCGUUAAAAAUGGUGCAUUGACAAACCCGAAAGAGUGACGUAUGUUUGUGAUUUUGGAAUUGGUACGAUGUAUUGGAAAUGCCAAUCAAAGCUAUUCUUACACUAUAAAAAACAUUUUCGAAUAUUUUCAUUGCAUUAACAACAGCUGGUUGUGAUGUUUGAUGGAUAAUUGCAAAGAUAUACAGCUUAUUUGACCUGUGUAUUGUAGUAUUUGAUUGGUUUUUUUGUUUGAAACUCGCACUUGAGAUUUUGGGAGUUUUAUUUAAGUGGCAGUAGCAUUUUUUGACAUUUUAGUGUGAAUAUUUAUACUGAAGAUACGAUUAAUACAAAUGUAUUACUUUCAAUUUCCGUCAACUACUCAUUUUGAAAUCAAAAA
Messenger RNA from Rhopilema esculentum, 1842 nucleotides. Its product is annotated as protein LZIC. Gene Ontology annotation, molecular function: beta-catenin binding. The record is from RefSeq and is a predicted model, not a curated record. NCBI's taxonomy places the organism in Eukaryota, Metazoa, Cnidaria, Scyphozoa, Rhizostomeae, Rhizostomatidae.